AUGGCUGACAUGUUACCUUUAGCUACCUACAGUUUAAAUGUUGAACCAUUUACUCCAACCCCUGCCAUUGAUGUUAACACUCCAGUUACCAUCCGUAUCACCAUGGCUGCUUUGAACCCAGACAGUUAUGAUGACGAAAAGAAACCAUCUACCUUAAGAAUCAUCAAGAGAAACCCAGAUUUCGAUGAUGAAGAUGAUGACAUUUUAGGUGAUUACGAUGAUGAAGAAAUCGAUAACGAAGAUGAUGAAGAUGAAGAAGAAGAAGAAGAAGAACCAAUGACUGCUGAAGAAACUAUGAAGAAAUUAGCAGAAGUUAAGAAGAGCAAAAAUGCUAAGAAGCAAUCUAAAAAAGAUGAAGCUGAAGAAGAAGAAGAAGAAGUAGAAGAAGAAGAAGAUGAUGAUUAUGAUGAAGAUGAUGAAGAUGAUGAGUUCCACGAAUACAUUCUAUUGACUCUAUCUCCAGACUCCGCUUACCAACAAACUUUAGAUUUAACCAUUGCUCCAGAAGAAGAUGUUCAAUUUGUGGUCACUGGUUCUUAUGCUAUUUCCUUAACUGGUAAUUUCGUUAAGCAUCCAUUUGACACUCCAAUGGUUGACUUCGAUGACUUCGAUGAAGAAGACAUCUAUGGUGAUGAUUCCUCUGACGACGAUGACUACGAUUUGACUCCAGAUGAAGAUGAAAUCAUUGACGAUGAAUUAGAUGACCUAGAAGAUGCCAGUGAUGUCGAAGGUCGUAUUGAAGAAUUAGUUGCUGAAGAAGAAACUCAGAAGAAGGGUAAGGACAAGAAGGACAAGAAGAGAAAGCAAGAAGAAGAAACUAAGAAGGAAGCCAAGAAAGCUAAGAAAGUUGAAUUCAAGAAAGAUUUAGAAGAAGGUCCUACUAAAAAGAAGGAAGAGCCAAAAAAACCAAAGACCAAGGUUUUAGAAGGUGGUAUUAUAAUCGAAGACCGUAAGACUGGUACCGGUCCAUUAGCCAAGAGAUCUUCUAAAAUCGGUAUGAGAUACAUUGGUAAGUUAAAGAACGGUAAAGUCUUUGACAAGAACACCAGCGGAAAACCAUUCAACUUCAAGUUGGGUCACGGUGAAGUCAUUAAAGGUUGGGACAUUGGUGUCGCCGGUAUGGCCGUUGGUGGUGAACGUAGAAUCGUUAUUCCAGCAGCCUAUGCAUACGGUAAGCAAGCUUUACCAGGUAUUCCAGCCAACUCUGAGUUGACCUUCGAUGUUAAGCUAGUUUCCAUGAAAUAA
This is a messenger RNA of Tetrapisispora phaffii CBS 4417, 1245 nucleotides long. It is a transcript of the gene FPR3, whose product is annotated as peptidylprolyl isomerase FPR3. The transcript has a single exon. Gene Ontology annotation, molecular function: macrolide binding; peptidyl-prolyl cis-trans isomerase activity. Gene Ontology annotation, cellular component: nucleolus; chromatin. NCBI's taxonomy places the organism in Eukaryota, Fungi, Ascomycota, Saccharomycetes, Saccharomycetales, Saccharomycetaceae. The record is from RefSeq and is a predicted model, not a curated record. Bases 1 to 1245 code for a protein of 414 amino acids.